Apiotrichum porosum is the source of this 963-nucleotide messenger RNA. RefSeq lists its product as uncharacterized. The record is from RefSeq and is a predicted model, not a curated record. Lineage: Eukaryota; Fungi; Basidiomycota; Tremellomycetes; Trichosporonales; Trichosporonaceae. The transcript is spliced from 3 exons. Bases 1 to 963 code for a protein of 320 amino acids.
AUGGCCGACGACAACACUGCCAGCUCGUUCCUCAGCCACCUUCAAGGCGGGGGCGGUACACAGCCCCAGGCUCCUGGCGCUGGACAGGCCCACAACCAUUUCCACGGCCACCACCACGCCGGGGACCACCACCACCACGUUGCGGCGGCGGCUGGACAUGGCCACGGCCACGGCCACGGACACGGCGACGAGGACCACUGGGAUGCCGACGAAUACGUCACCAAGCCAGGCAUGCAAGAGACGGCCGCGCUCAACGCUGAAAACAUCGUUUUCGCACUGGCGCGCGCCGGCGUCGACGCGGCCACCUUGCCGUCCCUCUCGCUCCUCGAGGUCGGCUGCGGACCGGGUGUGGUCACCGCCCACCUCGUGGACAAGUUUGGCUCGGUGCACUCGAUCGACACGAGUCCCCGGAUGCUGACCAAGUUUGCCGAGACGUACGCCGACAAGGAGACGGAGGGCAAAGUGUCGUGGGCGCUGCACCAGCUCGACAGCAAGAGCGGCGACGCGUUCAUGCGCGGUACGCCCAUGCCGUCCCCUACGCCGCAGGACGCCGGGAGGCAGGUCAGGCCGCCCCGGGAGCGGUUUGACGUGGCCGUUGCAGUCCUUGUGGUGCACCACGUCGACGACCUGGAGAGCUUCUUCAAGGGCGUGUUCAGCGUGCUCGAGCCCGGAGGCAAGGUCGUCAUCACCGAGUUUACGACGUACGCCAACGGCCGCGACGUGCUGCAGGAGUUGAGUGCGGAGCGGGCAAAGGAAAAGGCAGAGGCUGCUGCAAAGGCUGGCGGCUCGGUCAACGCGCCCGGUGUCCAUCACGCUCCCUUCUCCCCGGAACUCCUCGGCGCCCUGCUCAACCGCUAUGGAUUUGUAGAUGUCGGCGGAGACAGGAACGGCACACUCCCCGUCUUUGGGACGGACAAGGAGGGUGUGCCGACCAUGUACGUAUACGGCACCAAGCCAAAGUAA